GUGAUCCAAAAACAUCAAAAUAACCCCCCCCCCACCUGAUAAAAAUGGAUCACAAUAUUCAAUCUCAACAUUGUGAUGGUGAAAAUAAUUUACAAACAUCAAUCGAUGAAGAUUCAAUUAAAGAAAUGAUACCAAAUGUUUCAUCAAAUCGUUUAACAAUAAUGGAAAAGAAAUUUUUAUUGGCUGUUGAACGUGGUGAUCUACCGGCUGUGAAAAGGAUAAUCUGUCAUAUGAAUUCAUCGGAUAAAUUAUUCAAUAUAAAUUGUCGUGAUCCAUUAGGUAGAAGUGGUCUACUGAUGGCAAUCGAUAAUGAAAAUAUUGAAAUGAUAAAAUUAUUACUGAUGGCUGGUGUUGAAAUGAAAGAUGCCCUUUUACAUGCUAUAAAUGAAGAUUUUGUUGAAGCAGUUGAAUUAUUGUUGGAUCAUGAAGAUCAAAUUCAUGAACCCGGGCAACCAAAUUCAUGGGAAGCAUUUGAACGUGAAACAUUUACCAAUGAUAUAACACCAUUAGUAUUAGCUGCACAUCGUAAUAAUUAUGAAAUUGUUAAAAUUAUUUUGGAUCGUAAUAUAUCACCAAUACCAAUACCACAUGGUGCUCGAUGUGGUUGUAAACAAUGUCGAUUGGCAAGUAAACAAGAUUGUCUUCAACAUUCACGAUCGCGGAUUAAUGCAUUCAAAGCAUUAUCAUCACCAUCAUUGAUAGCGUUGAAUAGUAAAGAUCCAAUACUUACUGCAUUUGAUCUUAGUUGGCAACUGCGACGAUUAAGUUUUUUGGAACCAGAAUUUAAACAAGAAUAUCUACAACUACGUAAACAAUGUCAAUUAUUUGCAACUGCUCUAUUAGAUCAUACCAGGACUAGUGAAGAAUUGGAAAUAUUAUUAGAUUAUGAUCCGGAUCGUGAUCCAUUAGAAGAUCAUGAACGUUUACAAUUAUCACGAUUAAAAUUAGCCAUACAAAUUAAACAGAAAAUGUUUUGUGCACAUGCAAGUGUUCAACAACUUUUAGCAUCAAUUUGGUAUGAAGGUUUACCCGGUUUUCGACGAAAAAAUAUUGUCAUACAAAUCACACAAUUAAUCGGUAUUGGAAUAUUAUUUCCAUUUUUAUCGAUAGCAUAUAUUCUUGCACCAUAUUCUACGGCUGGAAAAUUUAUCAAAAAACCAUUCAUUAAAUUUAUUUGCCAUUCAGCAAGCUAUGUUACAUUUUUAAUUUUAUUAAUGUUAGCAUCACAACGUAUUGAAUCGAAUAUAUUUGGCAUUAAUCCAAUUGAAAAUAUUAACAUUACAACGAAAAGAGGAUCAUUACCAUCAUACAUUGAAUUAUGCAUUUUGGCAUGGGUAUUUGGUUUGAUUUGGAGUGAAAUUAAACAGUUAUGGGAUCUUGGCAUUAGUGAAUAUCUAAGUGAUAUGUGGAAUAUAUUGGAUUUUAUUAAUAAUUCAAUAUAUGUUGCAACAAUCGCCUUGCGUAUUAUUGCCUAUUAUCAAACACAAAAAGAAAUUAUUGAAGGUUUACCAUCAUUUCAAUAUCAACGUGAAAAUUGGGAUGAUUUUGAUCCAAUAUUAUUAUCCGAAGGAUUAUUCGCUACAGCAAAUAUAUUUAGUUCAUUAAAAUUAGUUUAUAUAUUUUCAGUAAAUCCAUAUUUAGGUCCAUUACAAAUAUCACUUGGUCGUAUGGUUAUUGAUAUUUUAAAAUUUUUCAGUAUCUAUUUGUUAGUAUUAUUUUCAUUUGCAUGUGGUAUGAAUCAAUUAUUAUGGUAUUAUGCUGAUAUGGAAAAACAAAGUUGUUUUAUUCAACAAGAUAAAACCAAUGCAUUGAAUGAAUCACAAUUAAUGAUUAAUGAAAUUUUACAUCCAAAUGCAUGUCUAGCAUGGAGACGUUUUGCAAACCUGUUUGAAUCAACGCAGACAUUAUUCUGGGCUACGUUUGGUCUAAUCGAUUUGGAUAAUUUUGAACUAACCGGCAUUAAAAGCUAUACAAGAUUCUGGGGUCUAUUAAUGUUUGGUGUUUAUAGCAUCAUUAAUGUAGCUGUCCUGCUAAAUUUACUUAUAGCAAUGAUGAAUCAUUCGUAUCAAUUGAUCAGUGAACAAGCUGAUACGGAAUGGAAAUUUGCUAGAAGUAAAUUAUGGAUAAGUUAUUUUGGUGAUGGUGCUACUGUACCACCACCAUUCAAUAUAAUACCAACACCUAAAACAAUUUUGAAUGCAAUUGUUUGGUUGGCAAAAUUAUGUUUAGGUAAAACUAAACGUGGUAAAAAUGAAGCUUUACGUACAAUCAAACGUAAACAACGUCGAGCAUAUGAACGAGAUUAUAAAUAUCAUAAAGUUGUGCGAGCAUUAAUACGACGUUAUAUUAUGAAUGAACAACGAAUUCAAGAACGACAACGUGGUGUUACCGAAGAUGAUUGUAAUGAAAUUAAACAAGAAGUUAGUGCAUUACGUUAUGAUCUAAUGGAAAUGCUUGGAUCAAACAAUCGACGUUCAAAAAAUGGUGUCGAUACAAUGUACAAUAAUGGUAUUAAUAGUAAUUGUCAUAUGGGAAAGAAAAGCCGUCAACGUGAACGACGAUUAAUGAAAGGAUUUAAUUUUGAUCAUCCUAUUAUUGAAAAUAAUGAUAAUAAUAAUCAAGAUAUUAUGACCAGUUUUGAUAUAAAUGAAGAAUUUGAAGAUAAAAGUUCGACAAAUAUUUCUGAUUCACAGAAAACAUCGAUACAUUCACCGACAAGCGUGAUAAAAAAUAAAUUCUAUCGAACAGCACAGAAUUUGGUACAGAAUAAAAAAACCAAUUUAAAAUGGCGACAAAUGAUUGAAUUAAAACGUGAAAAAACGAAAACAUUUUCACGUAGUCAAGAUUCGAUUGAAAGUGAUGCAACAUUAAAUACUGAUGGUAGUUACGGUAAUAACAAUAAUCCUACAACCACCAGCAUCGAUAAUCGAUUAAUGAUUGAUGCAAAUAUUAAACGUCAAAUAUUUGCUGGUAAAUUAGAUUCAAUGUCAUUAAGUCAACCUAUCAUUCAACAACAACAACAACAACAAAAUAAGAUUGAUAAUCAAACAAAAAUGAUUGAUUCAUUUUCAAAUGAAACAAUUAAAUCACAAUGUAAUAGUAAAACUACUACUACAGAUGAAGAUUCACAUUGGUUAUAAAGAUUAUUUCAUUAUUUUUUUAAAAUUUUUAUUUCAUUUGUGUAAAUAU
This is a messenger RNA of Dermatophagoides pteronyssinus (European house dust mite), 3189 nucleotides long. Its product is annotated as transient receptor potential-gamma protein-like. The record is from RefSeq and is a predicted model, not a curated record. NCBI's taxonomy places the organism in Eukaryota, Metazoa, Arthropoda, Arachnida, Sarcoptiformes, Pyroglyphidae. Gene Ontology annotation, cellular component: plasma membrane; cation channel complex. Gene Ontology annotation, molecular function: inositol 1,4,5 trisphosphate binding; protein binding; store-operated calcium channel activity. Gene Ontology annotation, biological process: regulation of cytosolic calcium ion concentration; calcium ion transmembrane transport.